AUGACACGAGGUACAGACUCCUAUACCGAGAUCUUACUCACACCGCAAAGCGCGAGACAGAUUGAUACCGCCACUUCCUCUUCAGUGCGCGGUUCAUUUUCGCCGACUGAAAACCCGCCAGCUAACGACUAUGACCGGGGAACUGGUCUGGUAACCAUGCAUAAUUCUUUGAUGCCGUUCGCAGACUUUAAUGGCAGGCAACCCCAUCGCAAAUUCGCAUACUUGACCCGAACAAGCGUGUUUACACCUAAACGGACGUAUCCGGUGACACCAGCUGCGAUUGCAGAAGGCGUAGAAGUUCUACGAUCCCUCCUUGAAUUUAACGCGGACUUUCCUGAACUUAUCCGGGACCAGUGCGAGAACGAUGAACUAUGUGGUUCACUUCUUUCUAAAGCAGCAUGGCGAGCGACGCAAAGUACACUACAAUGCUUAGGGGCUAGAUCGACCCUGGAUCAAUUAACAAGCACAGCUCUAGCAAUAUUUGAACAGACUACGUGCCCACUCGAGCUACCUAUAUCGGCGGAGAACGACACUCUCGAGCUGGCCCUUUCUGGAAACCGCUUGCGCUGGGAGACCAUUGGCAUGUGCUUCGUACGCUUUGGGUUAUACAGCGGAAUGGUGAAGGCCAGCGGCCAAGUCUUCCAUGGCUGUGGACAGUCAAAUUUCGAUCGUCAAAAGACUAUGCUUAAGGCAUUCGACGCUUGCAUGCAAACUCGGGCAUUCUGCGAUCAAGUCGAGCAGACAAAUGACUUGACACUGUGGCUAUUGACAUCAGUAUACACCCUUGCCACUUGGUGCUUUGGGGACGAUUCUUCCCGUGCCUGGCGCUUAAUGGGCGACUUAUCAUCAGCUAUAGCAGCUCUUGGCUUCCAUAAAGGGUUCAAAGGCGGAGAACCAGGACCCCCAUAUUUGGUAGAGCUUCGCAAAAGAGUCAUAGCUCUUGCCCAUGAGCGCGACAAGGAGCUAGCAACCUUCGUUGGUCGACCGCCCCGUCUUAAUCGAAGGUAUUAUGCGGUGGAUCUACCACUUGACUUGCCAGAUUCAAUCAUUAUAGGCCCCGUCGAGCAUUUUGAAGCUGCCAGAUUAAAACUCGACGAGAACGGCUGGAGUGGGGAUGUUAUGGUUAAUCCGGUUUCUCGUCUUCGAGCGAUUCUUUUACUGAGCAUGAUCCGCGAAGAGGUCUUGGAGCUCUCACUUGGUCCAUCAAUGCCAAAUAUCGCCCAACAAGCUAGACAAAUCUUAUCGAAAUUGACCUGUACUUGGGAAUCAAUCCCUCACAAGGAAUACGAACAGUCAAUGUGUGACACUAUGCUACCAAGUGCUAUCUGGGUGGUCAUAGGCCCUCGACUUGAAUACCUUUAUACCAAGUUUCUUCUCUAUAAGCUGCUCAUUAGUCAAAACCAGGGCAGUCGCGAUAAAAUGAUCCGGACGUCGCAAGAAAUUCUACAUUUGGCACUGUCGCUUUUGAAGAAGAACGAUGUGAUAGCUACGCCAAAUUUGGAGGGUAUGAUGGUGGUUUACGCAAUGCCAUGUGCGAGCGUUCUUGUCUUGGAGCUAUUUCGACAGAAUCGACAGCCUCGUCAGUCUGCGACGCUCAAUCGGUCGACUUUAAUCCAGGACAUAAGCGUGCUCAUAUCGUGCUGUGACUCGCUAGCCAUAUCUGGACAGAGCAACUAUCAGAUCUGCAAGCAAGCUCAGACGGUUUUCUCGCGAUGCCUAGAUCAAAUCUUGAACCCAAAUGCGGCAUCAUCUCACGGUUUAAUGAAUGAGCCUGGAAAACCAGAAGUGCAAGAACCUUUCUCCCUAGGUUCGAUGGACUUCGGUCUGACAGAGCUAUAUCCCCAAGACCCGGAAUGGUCCUCGUGGCUCGAGUCAUUCGACUUAUACGAAACAUGA
Penicillium lagena is the source of this 1896-nucleotide messenger RNA. Its product is annotated as fungal specific transcription factor domain-containing protein. NCBI's taxonomy places the organism in Eukaryota, Fungi, Ascomycota, Eurotiomycetes, Eurotiales, Aspergillaceae. The record is from RefSeq and is a predicted model, not a curated record. Bases 1 to 1896 code for a protein of 631 amino acids. The transcript is spliced from 4 exons. Gene Ontology annotation, cellular component: nucleus.